Messenger RNA from Coprinopsis cinerea okayama7#130, 2703 nucleotides. RefSeq lists its product as hypothetical. The record is from RefSeq and is a predicted model, not a curated record. The transcript is spliced from 5 exons. Gene Ontology annotation, molecular function: protein binding. Bases 1 to 2703 code for a protein of 900 amino acids. Lineage: Eukaryota; Fungi; Basidiomycota; Agaricomycetes; Agaricales; Psathyrellaceae.
AUGGUAACGGAAAUCAGGGAUUGGCUUGGUGCUAAAGUCAACUUUCGUGCCAUCCACAACGACGUUAAGAGGAAACGGACCAAGGGAACGGGAGAUUGGUUCAUCAACAGCCCCAAGUACCAAGAAUGGAAAGCUGAGAAGGGGAAUGUUCUUUGCGGGACGGGCAUCGCGGGCGCUGGAAAAACAACCCUGAUGUCGCAUGUUAUCGACAAUCUACUACAUGAAGAGUCCACCGACCCGAAGAUCUGCGUCCUCUUUGCCUAUAACCGUUACGACGACCUGCUGUCCACGGCCGAUAUUCUGAAGGGGUUGGUUCUCCAAGCUGCCCAGAAGCAGAAUGAACGAUUCCUGGACGCUGUCAAGUCUACCCUGUCGCGCUGCAAACAGCAAGGAGUCAAGCCAACUGAAGACGACUUGAUCGGUCUCCUCCACCAAUGCGAGGCCAUUUUCGACCGCGUCUAUUAUGUUUUCGAUGGCGCGGACGAACUGAUUCGGCCCGAUGUCAAGUCAGAAGUUCUGGUCGAACUCGUCAAAACCAUCAACCAACUGAAUGGAAACAUUAUCAUCUCAUCCCGACCGUUGCAAGUGCUGCAGAAAUUGAAACACGUCAAACAAGUCGAGCUGAAGGCCCAAGACGAUGACAUGUGGAUCCUCAUCAACGACGAAAUCGACUGGUCGUCAACCCUUGGUGAGCUACUCGAAGAGGCGUGGUGUCGAGAAGACAUCGUGGGCGCUAUAAUAGAUAAUGCUAGCGGGAUGUUCCUACACGCUUCCCUGCAGGUGAAGGCGCUCCAGGGUUGCCCUACGCUCGCCGAUGUGUGGGAGGAGCUCGACAGCUUCCCAAAAGAUAUAACCGCGAUGUACGAGAAGACCUUCCGUCGAAUAGAGGACCAGCCAAUUCGAUUUGCCACUAUGGCGAAGCUGGCGCUGCUUUGGCUCGUUCAUGCCAAAGGCCAGCUCGGGGUGAAGGACUUGCGGGCUGCGUUGGCCAUCAACCCAGAAACGUUCCGUGUUGAAGAAGACCGUGUUCCCAAACUCGAAUCUAUCAUUUCGGCAUGCUCGGGUCUGGUCGAGUACCAUGAGCAAACCGACGUUAUUCGCCUCAUCCAUUUCACUGCUCGGGAUGCGCUGGAGCCGCUGUUGCUCCAGGACUACCCUCAGCCUCACGCGCUCAUCACCAGGGUUCUACUUCAACUCAUGAUUGAUAACACCAUCGCCAACUGUACCGUAGAAGACAGGGUCGAACUGGAGGAACUGCUCAAGAGACCCCUCCUUCGAUAUGCCUAUCAGCGUUGGGCAGAUCAUGCCAAGGAAUCCGGGGAUCAGGCUGGUGUUCGGAAAGACAUCGCCAACUUCCUGUACCAAUGUUCCUCGUUCCCCUACGUUGCGAAGGGGGAUAGUCCUGGCUUCGAUGGCGAAAUCUCCGAUGGCCCAUGGUCAACCUUCGAUCUCAUUCAGCCACUGCACGUUUCUGUCGUGUACGACCUUCCGUGGUUCAUCGAGGAAGUUCUCGCUGGUCAGGAUAUCCAGCCCCCGCCAUACCACCAACCACCUAGCGGACUCCCCGUUUGCUACGGAUUGGAUGUCAACGCACAAUCUACGGGAGGAGUAACUGCUCUGCAUUUGGCGGCGCACCGUGGCCAAAGGGUGUGUGUAGAUGCCCUCUUAAGAUUCCCCACCAUCGAUGUCAACGCUAGGAGUGGGCGGUUGGGACGGACGGCGCUGAUGGAGGCUGCAAGGGCAGGUGACCGAGACAGUGUGGAACGACUUCUCCGAGCGCCAGGCAUCAAUGUCAAUGUGAUGGACAACUUUGGGUGGACGGCGCUAAUGGAGGCUGCAUGUUUGAAAGACACCAUCAACCAUUUCUUCUCAAUACCAGCGUGGACCGGGGUCGAUGCUGGGGAAGAACGUGGUUGCAACGACAUUGUUGAACCGCUUUUAGGUGUGCCAGGGAUCGAAGUCGAUGUUGUGAAUUGGUUGGGGAGGACGGCGCUUAUGGAGGCUGUACGGAGAGGUCACCGGGGCACUGUCGAGCGACUUUUUCGAGUUUCGGGAGUGGAGGUCCCCAGUGUGGAUAGACUGGGAAGGACACCCCUGAUGCUGGCCGCGGAGGGAGGUAACGAAGAUAUCUUUGAACGAUUUCUGAAUGUGCCAGGUGUUGACGUCAACGAUGGUGACAGUCUGGGGACAACGGUUCUAAUGGAGGCUGUAGCACGGGGUCGCACAGGGAUGGUCACACGUCUCCUCGAGAUGCCAGGAGUCAAUGUCAAUGCGAGGGAUGUGCAUGGAAGGACAGCAUUGAUGUUGGCUGCACAGAGGGGUGACAAAUGGGCUGUCGGACGACUCCUGGAGGUGCCAGGAGCGGAUAUUGACACUGUGGAUAGGGAAGGAGGGUCAUCAGUCUUGAAAUUAGCAGAUAUGGAUGCAUGGGCGGCAGUUUGGGAACUGUCUCAGAAACCGUAUUUGUCGAUCCGAGAGCUCAACUUCCUCUAUGGGCAGAGACAGGGGAUGGCAGAAAGAGAGGAGGUAGUCCGACUCCUUGAGGAUGCCCAAAACCAUCGGUCAGCAGUGCGCGCUGGCGCUGGUAACUGCGACGUUGCUUCGGUUGGUAGUGGAUGGGAGACUUUGGACUCUGACAUGUGGGUUGCUACUAGUAUCUCUGCCGACUGCGAGCUGUCCGCUAGUAGUACUUCUCCUUUGUAA